Messenger RNA from Acaulospora morrowiae, 156 nucleotides. NCBI's taxonomy places the organism in Eukaryota, Fungi, Glomeromycota, Glomeromycetes, Diversisporales, Acaulosporaceae. The record is from the annotation of a GenBank genome assembly.
AUGAAGAGAGCCAUAAUGAAAAACGAUUUAGAAGAUAUUACAGGAAGAUACUCAAUGAAAACAGAUUUAAAUCGAAAACGUAUAAUGAUAAUAUUAAUGGAGGGUUUAUAUAAAAUCUGGUUUAGUGAAAAUGGUAUCGAUUUUCGGGUAGUUUAG